GCACCCCUGCAGAAAGUUGGUGCAUAUGAAGGAAGCCCUCCCAAAAAAGUGGACAGGAGCGUCGUUGAAACCGUGGCGGUAUGUGAAGGAGGUCCGAAGGGGGAAACACAAUACUUGCCAUACCGAUUGGCAGUCAGGCGACGGGAUCUGAUAUGGGACAUGGCAGAGUGGGAAUUGCCGGCGCAGAAAAUGUUGAGGAAACCGGAUCCACUCCAGGAUCUUACUACAAAGAAUAUGUACAAGUCGUUGCUGCAACCGGUGGACAUCUGCGCGGAACUGAGGAACCAAUGGGCCGAAGGGGGUGGCUCCCUGAUAGCUUGUUACAAGGAUGGAAAGCUGGAUCCUCCUGAACCCCGGCCAUGUGCAGCAGUUAAAGGGACACAAAUUCUGGUCGAGAAUCUGUUUUACAAUUCUGCCACAAGAAAGAGGGCCUUCAAAAACCCAUCAGAGGAGUAUGCCCGCAUGCUUGACGUCAUCACCAGAUAUGCAAUACAGAAGAACAAUGUUGGGUUCUCCUGUAAAAAGUUUGGUGAAAGCAGGGCUGACGUUCACACUGUGCCUACUGUGUCGCGUAUUGACACGAUCCGGGCCGUCUUUGGCCAAUCGGUGGCUAGGGAGUUGAUUCCUUUGCACGUUGAAGUCAACGACUCCUCCCAAUGCCGUUUCAAGCUGGAAGGAUUCGUUUCUAGUGCGAAUUACAGUGCCAAGAAGACAACUCUCAUUCUAUUCAUAAAUGAAAGGCUUGUAGAAUGUUCGGCACUGAAGAAGGCCUGUGAGGCAGUAUAUGCUGCGAUUCUACCAAAGGCGUCGAAGCCAUUUUUGUACAUGUCUAUUUUGAUGCCUCCAGAGGAUGUCGAUGUGAACGUUCAUCCAACUAAAAGAGAGGUGAGCUUUUUGAACCAAGAGAGCUUGACAGAGAGUGUACAGAAAGCUGUUGAAGAGAAACUUCUAGAGUCGAACUCCUCGCGUACUUUUUAUACCCAGACUGUAUUACCAGGAGCCUGUGUCAGGGAUUCAGAGGGAAUGGAACCUUCACAGAAGCCUCCAGCUGGCUCUCAGUCUCAGAAACAACCGGUUUAUAAGUUGGUGAGGAGCGAUGAAUUUAAUCCUGCUGGCAGGCUUCAUGCUUUUCUACAGAAAGGAGCAAGCAAAAAGGACGAGGGAGUUGCAAACCUUGCAAUCACCAGGCGUGCGAUUCGUCAGAGGAAGAAUCCGUCGGAAGGUGUGGACCUGACUAGCGUGCAAGAAGUUCUGGCAGACAUGAAUCAGCAAGUUCAUCAAGGUUUGUCAGAAAUCGUCAAGCACAAUUCGUAUGUGGGAAUAGCAGAUGACAUUUUUGUGCUUCUUCAACACAAGACAAAGCUAUACCUUGCGAAUAUCGUUGCCUUGAGCAAGGAACUAGUAUACCAGCAGGUAUUCCGAAGAUUUGCCCAGUUUCAGUCGAUGCGUCUUUCAUCUCCGGCACGGCUAUUCGACAUACUUAUGAUUGCCUUAGAGGAGGAGGAAGAAGCUGGCCGCUGGGAUGAGAGCGAUGGUCCUAAAGAUGAAAUCGCAAAGUUGAACGAGGAUCUUCUGGUGUGUAAAGCUGAGAUGCUCCAAGAGUACUUUGGCAUGGACAUUGACGACGAAGGAUAUCUGCAUGGUCUUCCCGUUGUUCUUGAUCAGCAUACGCCAGACCUCAACCGUCUCCCUCAGUUCAUUCUUGCAUUGGGCAAUAAUGUCGACUGGGACUCGGAGAAAGAGUGUUUUGAGACCUUUGCGGCAGCCUUGGCAGAUUUCUAUUGUUGUCACCCAUUUGCGAGGCAAGACUCCCCAAUGGAAGACAGGACGGCUGAAGCUGCUCAAUCGCCACACACUCGGCAAAAGAGGCAACGGGUCCUCGGCGAGGAUGAUCAAGACGACGGUUGUAAGACAGAACAGGAAAUCGGAGUUCAGGGAGAGAGGGCUGAUCAUAGUGGUGAUGAGGAGGACAACAACACUGGUCCCAACAAUGGUGCAUGCUGUAGGCAACCUGAGGAGAAGGGGGCAGUUGAAGAAAAAGGGUUGGAAAAAAGGGAGGAAGAAUGUGAUGGGAAAGAGGGUCGUCUGCGUGCUGGAAGUGACACACUGGAAUCCACCGCUACACGAGAUUGGAUGAUUCAACACCUGUGGCUUCCUUCAAUUCGCCUGUUUCUGAAGCCACCUGCUCAAAUGGCACAAGAUGGAACAUUUGUACAGGUCGCGUGCCUGGAGAAACUGUAUAAGAUCUUCGAACGAUGUUGACGCAUGCAUGUGCUGAUGGAUAUGGUGCCCGAUGGAUAUGUACCAUCACCAGAAG
Chara braunii is the source of this 2317-nucleotide messenger RNA. Lineage: Eukaryota; Viridiplantae; Streptophyta; Charophyceae; Charales; Characeae. The record is from the annotation of a GenBank genome assembly.